Molecule: messenger RNA, 2955 nt
Organism: Lotus japonicus
Lineage: Eukaryota; Viridiplantae; Streptophyta; Magnoliopsida; Fabales; Fabaceae
Product: lipoxygenase 6, chloroplastic
Exons: 9
Coding region: 73-2787 (904 amino acids)
Biological process (GO): lipid oxidation
Molecular function (GO): protein binding; oxidoreductase activity, acting on single donors with incorporation of molecular oxygen, incorporation of two atoms of oxygen; metal ion binding
Source: RefSeq, a predicted model, not a curated record
UCACUCUUCUCUCCGGUCAGUUACAGCACACACGCACUUCUAGCUGCUACUUAUGGUCAACACCAAAACACCAUGUUAGCUGUGAAACCUCUCAACUCAAAUUUCUCCCUCCGCCGAUCGCCGCCGAUCCCCGCCGUAGGCACAGACGCCAGUCGCCGGAGGAUCUGUUUCCCAACAUCUGGAUGGCGGAUUCGAGCUGUGAUCAGCAGCGGAGACAAGGCUGCGACGUCGUUGGACAGCGACGGUUCACUGCGAGUGGUAGAAGAAGGUGGAGUGAUAGAAGUGAGGGCGGUGGUGACCAUAAAGAAGAAGAUGAAGGAGAAUUUUGGUGAAAUGGUUGAAGAUCAGUGGGAGUCUUUGCUCAAUGGAGUUGGUCAGGGGAUUCAGAUUCAACUUGUUAGUGACCAAAUUGACCCUGUUACAAAUUCUGGAAAAAGCGCGCAAACAUACGUUAGAGGGUGGCUACCGAAGCCUUCAAACGUUCCAUACAUUGUGGAAUACACUGCUGAUUUCACAGUGCCAGGUGACUUUGGAAGCCCUGGUGCUGUUCUCAUUACCAACCACCAUGGCAAGGAGUUCUACCUGCUGGAGAUCAUCCUUCAUGGCUUCGCCGGCGGCCCCGUUUUCUUCCCGGCAAACACAUGGAUCCAUUCAAGGAAUGUUAACCGUGAAAGUAGAAUCAUAUUCAAGAAUCAAGCAUACUUACCAUCACAAACACCAGCUGGUAUCAAAGAUCUUAGACGUGAGGACUUGCUAAGCAUAAGGGGUACCAAACCCCACAGAGAAAGCCUAAGAAAGCCACAUGAAAGAAUCUAUGAUUAUGCAAUGUACAAUGACUUGGGAAACCCUGAUAAGGAUGAAGGAUUUGCUAGGCCAGUCCUUGGGGGUGACGAGAGGCCUUAUCCCCGCCGAUGCAGAACCGGCAGACCCCCAACCCGCUCCGAUCCACUGUCUGAGAGUAGAAUUGAGAAGCCUCAUCCUAUUUAUGUGCCCCGGGAUGAAACUUUUGAAGAAAUAAAGCAGAACACUUUCUCUGCUGGAAGGUUGAAAGCUCUGUUCCACAAUCUUAUACCCUCACUCGCAGCAUCUUUGUCGAGUUCAGACAUUUCUUUCAAGUGCUUCUCGGAGAUUGACAAGCUUUACAUUGAUGGUGUUCGUCUGAGAGGUGAAGAGCAAAGAGGGGCAGUGGAAAAUCUCUUAGUGGGCAGGAUGAUGAAAGAAGUCCUCAGUGCUGGACAGCGAUUGUUGAAAUAUGAAAUCCCUGCAAUUAUAAAACGAGAUAGAUUUUCUUGGUUGAGGAACAAUGAAUUUUCAAGGCAAACCGUAGCGGGGCUCAAUCCAGUGAAUAUUGAGCUGUUGAAGGAAUUUCCUAUCAAUAGCAAACUAGAUCCUGCUGUCUAUGGCCCUCCUGAAUCAGCGAUUACAAAGGAACUACUAGAGCAAGAACUUGGUGGAAUGAGCUUAGAAAAGGCCAUAGAGGAAAAAAGACUAUUUAUUCUUGAUUACCAUGACAUGCUUCUGCCGUUCAUCAAGAAGAUGAACUCCUUACCUGGGAGGAAAGCUUACGCUUCCAGGACAAUUCUCUUCAAUACAAAGACCGGUAUUCUGCGUCCUAUAGCUAUUGAGCUUUCACUUCCUGAAAGCCCUUCUUCCCCGCGAAGUAAAAGAGUUUACACACAUGGGCAUGAUGGCACAACACACUGGAUUUGGAAGCUAGCAAAAGCUCAUGUUUGCUCAAAUGAUGCAGGUGUUCAUCAACUAGUAAAUCAUUGGUUAAGGACUCAUGCGUGCAUGGAGCCGUAUAUAAUAGCUAGUCAUAGACAACUAAGCUCAAUGCAUCCCAUUUACAAGCUGCUACACCCUCACAUGCGCUAUACAUUGGAGAUUAAUACAAUUGCUCGGCAAAAUCUUAUAAAUGGAGGGGGUAUAAUUGAGGCAUCAUUUAGUCCAGGAAAGUAUGCCAUGGAGCUGAGUUCCGCAGCUUACAAAAACAUGUGGAGAUUUGAUAUGGAGUCACUGCCUGCAGAUCUUAUUCGGAGGGGCAUGGCAGUGGAAGACCCUUCAAUGCCCUGUGGCCUAAAACUUGUGAUUGAUGACUACCCUUAUGCUGCGGAUGGACUACUAAUCUGGUCUGCCAUUAAAGAAUGGGUAGAAUCCUACGUUGAACACUUCUACUCCGAUCCAAAUUCAGUCACAUCUGAUGUUGAGCUCCAAGCAUGGUGGAAUGAGAUCAAGUUUAAAGGUCACCGUGACAAAAGCAAUGAGCCCUGGUGGUCUAAACUCGAAACCAAACAGGACCUAUCAGGCAUACUCACCACAAUGAUAUGGGUUGCUUCAGGCCAACAUGCUGCCAUAAAUUUUGGACAAUACCCCUUUGGAGGGUAUGUGCCAAACCGUCCUACCCUCAUGAGAAGACUCAUCCCUCAAGAGAAUGAUCAUGAUUACGAAAAGUUCAUUGAGAAUCCUGAGCUUGUUUUCCUGUCAUCACUGCCUACACAACUUCAAGCAACCAAAGUAAUGGCUGUUCAGGACACACUGUCCACUCAUUCACCUGAUGAAGAGUAUUUGGGUGAAGUAAAUCCUCUGCAUCAUGAUCAUGAAAUAUUGAAACUGUUUAGUAAAUUCUCUGCUAGACUAGAGGAGAUAGAGGAGAUCAUAAAGGCAAGAAAUAAGGACCCUCGCUUGAAAAACAGAAGUGGAGCAGGUGUGGCUCCCUAUGAACUUUUGCUUCCCACGUCUGGACCAGGGGUAACUGGUCGUGGAAUUCCCAACAGUAUAUCUAUAUGAUCAGUUUAGACUUUAGAUUGCAUUGGUAAUUUGGUAUGGUCACUUGUUGCUUAUUAAUUAUGUCUGGUCGGAUAAACUAUUUUAUGGGCAGAAACCGCUUAAAUUUAAGGAUAGCCCUGACUGAAUAUUUGAUGAGCAAUAAAGAUUCGUUGCACCGCUUAUAUUUAA